CCUUCUUCUUUUGAUAGUUGUUGGAUUCAUCACAGCGAUGAUCAGCUACAACAUCACAAUCGGUGACACACUGACCAAAGUCUUUCAAAGAAUUCCUGGAGUUGGCCCAGAUCACAUACUCGCGGAGCGUCACUUUGUGAUCAUAUUAUCAACUGUUGUUUUCACGUUCCCCCUCUCGCUUUAUCGAAACAUAGAGCGACUUGGGAAGGUGUCCUUCCUGUCAAUGGUGCUGACAGUUAUCAUCCUCAUCAUUGUAAUCAUCAGAGCAGCAACCUUUGGACCCCAAAUCCUCCCCACAGAUGAUGCAUGGGCAUUUGCAAAGUGGAAUGCGAUUCAGGCAGUAGGUGUAAUGUCUUUUGCCUUUAUAUGCCACCACAACAGCUUUCUUAUCUAUGGCUCACUGGAGCAGCCCACUCUUGCUAACUGGUCUCAAGUCACUCACAUCUCCGUAGGCUCAGCACUAAUAAUCAGUGCUGGAUUUGCGGUUGCUGGCUACACAACUUUCACUGGCUACACACAAGGAGACAUAUUUGAGAACUACUGUAGAAAUGAUAACCUGGCAACAUUUGGUCGCUUCUGUUUUGGCAUCAGUAUAAUAACGACAUUCCCACUGGAGUGCUUUGUGACACGAGAAGUAGUAUCUAAUGUCAUUUGCAGCCGAGAUCUUUCAAAAACUAAACAUGCAGCCAUAACCAUGCUCAUAGUUGCAGUCUGCACAUCAGUAUCUUUGGCCUAUGACUGUCUAGGAGUUGUUUUGGAACUGAAUGGUGCUCUGAGUGCCACACCUCUGAUCUUCAUCAUCCCAUCUGCCUGCUUCCUUAAGCUUUCCUCUGGCCGCUGGUUCGAUGGUGAAAACGUGAUACCCGCGGUGUUAAUAAUAAUCGGCUUGUUCAUCAUGAUCACUGGUUUGAUCAUGACUGGCAUCUACCCACAAGGCUGUUCACAUGGAGUGGAGAUGUUCUACUGUGCAGAUGCCAAUGCCUCUAACACUGUACCACCUGUAUGAAAAUAAUGUGUCAAAUAUUUAGAUGUCUUAAAAAAACCCAACUUUUUUGUUUUCCUAAUGUAUACGGACACACUUUCCUCAAUUCUGUUAUAUGUUUAUUGGCUGCUAGGUUAUUGGUGCUUUGCCUUAUAUUUCAGACUGUAGGUUGGAAGAGGAAGGGCCCUCCAUUAACAUGAAUUUACAUUUUAGUGAAAAAUCAGGUUAUAUAGUUUUUUCAAACUUUUGUCAUAAAAAGAAAAAAAAAACUUUAAGGGAGAAUUUUUAAUGGUGGCCACAACCUAGGUGGCCGACUGUUGUUCUUGGGA
Messenger RNA from Pundamilia nyererei, 1311 nucleotides. It is a transcript of the gene slc38a11, whose product is annotated as solute carrier family 38 member 11. NCBI's taxonomy places the organism in Eukaryota, Metazoa, Chordata, Actinopteri, Cichliformes, Cichlidae. The coding region runs from base 38 to 1006 and encodes 322 amino acids. The record is from RefSeq and is a predicted model, not a curated record. The transcript has 9 exons. Gene Ontology annotation, cellular component: membrane. Gene Ontology annotation, molecular function: L-amino acid transmembrane transporter activity. Gene Ontology annotation, biological process: amino acid transmembrane transport.